Lucilia cuprina (Australian sheep blowfly) is the source of this 1120-nucleotide messenger RNA. RefSeq names its product THO complex subunit 3 (gene tex). The record is from RefSeq and is a predicted model, not a curated record. The transcript is spliced from 4 exons. The coding region runs from base 98 to 1063 and encodes 321 amino acids. Gene Ontology annotation, molecular function: protein binding. NCBI's taxonomy places the organism in Eukaryota, Metazoa, Arthropoda, Insecta, Diptera, Calliphoridae. Gene Ontology annotation, biological process: mRNA export from nucleus. Gene Ontology annotation, cellular component: THO complex part of transcription export complex.
AUAAACUGUCAAAAAGUAAUCGGCGUUUUUUUAUUGUUUACAGAUUUGAUUUACAAUUUAAGAAAAUUUAAAUAAAUUUUUAGAAUUUAUUUGUAAAAUGGGUCGUACAAAUGCUACAGUAGAUGAAUUAAAAAGUUAUUUUAAAACACACAGUAAAAUACGUGAGCAAAAAGCACAUACAUCGAAGGUUCAUUCUGUUGGCUGGAGCUGUGAUGGAAGACGUUUGGCAUCGGGUUCUUUUGACAAAACUGUGGCCGUAUAUACUUUGGAACGUGAUAGAGUGAGUAAAGAAAAUACCUAUCGUGGUCACACCGGUUCGGUGGACCAGCUUUGUUGGCAUGCUACCAAUGCAGAUCUCUUAAGCACAGCUAGUGGUGAUAAAACUGUGCGUAUAUGGGAUAUAAGAAGUGGUAAGUGUUCAUCGGUAACCAAUACAAAAGGAGAGAAUAUCAAUAUAACCUGGUCACCAGAUGGUAAAACUAUUGCGGUGGGCAAUAAGGAAGAUUUAGUAACUUUUAUCGAUACCAGAACAAAUAAAAUAAGAGCUGAGGAACAAUUUAACUUUGAGGUUAAUGAAAUUGCUUGGAACAAUAGCAGUGACUUGUUCUUUCUUACCAACGGUAUGGGUUGUGUUCAUAUACUUAGCUAUCCAUCAUUAGAACUGCAACAUGUUCUAAAGGCUCAUCCCGCCACUUGUAUUUGCAUAGAAUUUGAUCCUACUGGCAAAUAUUUUGCUACUGGUUCUGCUGAUGCUUUGGUUUCGUUAUGGGAUGCCAAUGAGCUGGCUUGUUUACGUGUACUAUCACGUUUAGAUUGGCCCGUACGUACGAUAUCCUUUAGUCAUGAUGGUAAACUGUUGGCUUCUGCCUCCGAAGAUCUAAUGAUUGAUAUUGCUCAUACGGAGACAGGUGAAAAGGUAGCCGAUGUUUCCGUAGAUGCUGCUACUUUUACUGUGGCCUGGCAUCCAAAACAGUAUUUACUAGCGUAUGCCUGUGAUGAUAAGGACAGUAAUGAUCGUAGACGUGAGGCCGGUAAUCUUAAGGUUUUUGGUUUUCAAGAGUAAUUUAUGUGCUUAUGUGUAUUGUAGAUGUAGUAAAUAAAAUGUUUUCGAGAAAAACUA